AAUUUGAUCAAACUUCUUCACUUGGUCAAUUCACCUUGUAGCAGCAGGGGUGUGGAAAAGCGAGCUCUGCGGUUGUGGACUUUGACCGUUAAAUUCUUCAGGAAAAUACUCGAGCCCGGCUGGAAAAAGCAGAUUCAUUUACUCUGAAAGCCCACAGACCAAACUGCUGCAUUAUGGACCCCAGUAAGUCUGCCAGCGCUCCUCCAGCGGGAUGGGCUGAUGAGAAGUCCUCCAUGGCCCACGCGCCCCCUCCGCCCUAUAAUGACCAGCCGUACCCGGGAUAUCCUCAGCCCGGCCCGGGAUACCCGGGAUACCCGCCACAGCAGCAGGGCUAUGUACCCCCACCGCAGUAUGGAGGUGCACCCUAUGGACAGCAUCCAGGACAGCCGAACGCUGUUACUGUCCAGCCCACAGUGUUCGUGACUCAAGGCCCAUUGACCAACCCUGUCAACGACUACUUGUGCUACUCCAUCUUCACCAUGCUGUGUUGCUGCCUGCCAGUUGGAGUUGCUGCCCUGAUCUACUCCAUCUCAGCUCGUGAAGCCAACCAUGUUGGGGACCGGAUGGGGGCGGAGCGGAGCAGCAGGAUGGCCAGGACACUGAACCAUGUGGCCCUGGGAAUCGGCAUCGGACUCAUGGUCCUCACCAUUGUCUAUGUAGCCGUGAUGUCCAGCAUGUUUAACUAAAUCUGUUUCAGCAUCUUUCCUAUAUUUCCCCGUUCUCAUUCUACAUCAGGUAAUCGGACCACAUCAGGAACAUUAUUGGUCAUCAGGACGAGUUUGUUAAAAAUUUGUAACACUGAAGUCAUCUGAUUGGCUAAAAGCCAAAACCUUUGAAAGGUUGAUAUAUUAAUCAACAAUAGAUGGCCAUCCAAUCCUUUACUCUCCAGCACUGUAGAGUAACCACUACAACCUUCCAAAGAUUCAUAUUUCUCAAACAGUUUUUGUCUGUGAUGUGCCGUUAUUCAUCAAAAAUCAACACUUUUUGUUUUUGACACGAAGUUUAUUGCAACUUGGAUGCCUUAAGAGUUCCGCUUUAAUUCAGUGUUGCUCCUCCUCAUGUGGAGACUGCAAGUGUUAUCCCAAGAGACUUUUACAUGUCGUGUUCAAAUAGCAAAUGAAUAUCAGUACACAGUUUGUAAUGUGUCAGAUUUUAUUUUGAGAUAAGUUUUGUGCAGAGAAUUGUCCGAUUGUAGGAUGGGCCAAAUGUUGCUGCCCUUUCAAAAGAACUGUUGGCUGUAAAUAUGCACUAACACCAUCUAACCCUUGAAAACGUAUACUAACAUAGAAUAACAUUUAAAAAAAUAACUAACCAAGGAUACUCAAAAAUAUUCAGAGUGGUGGAGAUUUACCAUUGUUUAGCUCAUGCUUAAGUAAAAGAAGUAAAAGAAGGAAGGCUGAGUCUGUGUAUCUGAUCUGAGACACUAUAAGCUGAUCUCCUCCUCUUACCAGUCAUUUUUGAAUUGCACCUCCUCUUUAUUCCAGCUGAACACGAAUGCCUAGCUUCACAUAAAAUCAGCAGAAACUUUGCAACAGUGGAGCCAAAAUGGCUGACACCACCAGCUGCUCGAUCGGCAGCUAAGGCUCCAUUCCAAAAGCAUAGUGUGUUAUGUAUGGCCUGGGUGUUGUUUGUCAUGUAAUGUCUGUAUGUUCUUUUCGUAACCAAAGCUGAAAAAGGAGAAAUUCACUGUAUAACAAAUUUCUUUAUAAAUAAAGUAUAGUAUAUUAAGAGAAAAA
This is a messenger RNA of Epinephelus lanceolatus (giant grouper), 1736 nucleotides long. RefSeq lists its product as uncharacterized. The record is from RefSeq and is a predicted model, not a curated record. Lineage: Eukaryota; Metazoa; Chordata; Actinopteri; Perciformes; Serranidae. Gene Ontology annotation, cellular component: membrane.